AUGCCGUUUGCUUCAUUCAAGAAUAUACAGAAACGCAAUGCACGGUUGCAUAAAGAGAGGUCGCAACCGGCUGCUCGUUCGAAAUUAGGACCUCUGCCCAAAAAGAAAGAUUUUAUUCUUCGCGCAAGAGACGAUGAAGCUAAACGAAAUCGACUUCGUGAUUUGAAGCGCAAAGCGUUGGAUAAGAACGAAGACGAGUUUUAUUUUGCUAUGCAUAAUUCAACACUUUCAGCAGAGAGAGGUCACAUUCCACUAGUGGACAAAAAGGAAUACAGCGAUGCAGAACUGACUGAAUUGCUAUCGCGUGAUAUUUUGUAUCUUCGGAAUGAAUUGCAAAUAGAGAGGUCGAAGAUACGCGAACUGGAGUCGCGCUUUAGUCUGCUUCCUGCUGACCCCUCUGUAACGAGCAGACGGAUGAAGCCGAAGAGGACUAUUUUUGUGGAAUCUGUGAAGGAGGCGCGUGCCGUCAAAGCAUCCCUCAUUGCAGCUGCCUCGCAGGCGCAAGCAUCGACUAGUUCGGCUAGCCGCGAUUGCGAAGAGCUAACGGAGUUGCAAGCAGCCGGUUACCAGGAGCUUUCGGCCCGACUGAAGCGUGCUGAAGAGUUGAAGGUCCUCAUUGAAAAGCGCGAGGCAAAGCAAACACUAAUGCGAAAUAUGCACCUUAAACGCAAGUUGGAACGCAAGGGCACCGCUAACCGCGCACCUGUGUACAAGUUCGAAUUCAAGCGUUACAAAUGA
Messenger RNA from Mesocestoides corti, 738 nucleotides. Lineage: Eukaryota; Metazoa; Platyhelminthes; Cestoda; Cyclophyllidea; Mesocestoididae. The record is from the annotation of a GenBank genome assembly.